Messenger RNA from Acaulospora morrowiae, 1422 nucleotides. NCBI's taxonomy places the organism in Eukaryota, Fungi, Glomeromycota, Glomeromycetes, Diversisporales, Acaulosporaceae. The record is from the annotation of a GenBank genome assembly.
AUGCCACGUAUCUGUACAAGAAGUUGGGAACCAAAUGUCAAAAGUGAGGAGGUUAUUCCCAUUCCUGAAGGUUUUGGUCCUUACAUUAUUGGAUCUCGAGGAUAUAAUAUUAAGAAAAUUACAGAAAUGUCUGGUGCAAUAAUUUAUGUUGCACUGAACACGAUCCCUCCAUCAAUAAAAAUCUAUGGUACUCCUCGGAAACGUUUCGAUGCGAAACUUCUUAUCGAUGAAACAAUUUCCAAAGCUAAGGCCAAGCCAUUUGUUGAGUUCAGUUUGUUGGAAAUUGAUAGCAUCGAUAAAUUCUUUGAUAUACAAUAUAUAUAUACUGAAUUUAAAGAUGAAAAUAUUACAGAUCGACCCCACAAUAAUUCAGAACUGAGAGAAUACAAACAAUAUUUUCUUAAAAGACACACUCGUGGAAAAGAGAUGAAUAGAGAAGAACAUAGCAUAAAAUCAAAGCCUAUAAUAAGAUCUGAUGGACUUGGUACCGUUGAUAGAUUUGAAGAGUGUCUCAAAAGAAUUUUCACACAACUUGGAAAUCCUAAUGCAAAGUCCAACAUGCCUGAAAAAUCUAAUUUAAAACGAAUUCAACUUCGUAUAUUUUUUGGUCGUCAAACGUUUCUUGAACCAGAUUUGAGAAGGGGAUUUAUUAGUGUGAACGAGCUUCUUGGAAAAAAAGUUACGGAUAGCUGGGGUGACUUUGAAACAUGGAGAACUUGUGGGACUAGAAGGAGAACAGCGAUUGGUACUUUAAGAAGAACUGUAAGAUAUAGUACGUCAAAGAUGAUUAAGACGUCAUUUAUUCCUAUUCCACAAAUUUGGAAAAAUAUUGAAGCAAUUCAUGAGAGGUUUAAACUGAAGUUUGAUAACGAUGAGGAUAAAAAGCGUAUCAGUAUACUUUACGUGGAGAAUGGUCAGCUGAGUGAGAUGAAGCUACAUUGGAGUAAAGAAGAUGGAUCGUGGAAAUUACAUAAGGUUGCAAAAAAUAGUAGGCGUCAUGGAACCAAAGUGCCCGAUUUGCAAUUCAUGGUGAGGACCGAGUAUGACGGGAAUCCUGACCAAAAAAUUAGCCAAAUUAUUGAAAACCUUCAAGUUGAAAGAUCGAUCGGUGACGGAUUCAGAUUGAGUGAUUUCAAUGGAAAACUUGACUGUCUUUGUAUUAGACAAACAAUUAAUAAGGGCUGUUAUAGAAAUGACAAAUUCAAAAUCACGAGAUUCACGAUCCAACAAGAAUCCAGAGGAGAAGAACAGAUCACUUUGGAGGACAAUGUUUCAGUAAAAAACAUAUGUUGGCGGAAGGAUUAUGAAAUAAUGGGUGAAGUUUCCAAGAAAUACUUGGAUAAAGAGAAAUUAGAGUCAAUUAAUGAGACUAUUGAGUUUGCCAGAGAAUUUUCGAAAUCAAUUUUUAUAAAAGAUGAAUGA